Rhinichthys klamathensis goyatoka is the source of this 3213-nucleotide messenger RNA. RefSeq names its product low density lipoprotein receptor b (gene ldlrb). The coding region runs from base 93 to 2612 and encodes 839 amino acids. The record is from RefSeq and is a predicted model, not a curated record. Gene Ontology annotation, molecular function: protein binding; calcium ion binding. Lineage: Eukaryota; Metazoa; Chordata; Actinopteri; Cypriniformes; Leuciscidae. The transcript is spliced from 18 exons.
UACGGUACCGGUCCACACGAGCUUCAGAAGUUACUCACGGAGAUCUGUUACCACUCAGAAAGUGAACUGAACAGCGUGUGAUUGAUCAGGGGAUGGAGAUUCGGAUCAGCGCUCGGCUCGGUUUCAUCUGCUCGGUUCUUCUGAUUCACUGUGUCCACGGAACCCGUGCAGCAGGCUGCAGUCAGGAGCAGUUCAGGUGUGGAAACGGGAAAUGCAUCACCAGCCGAUGGGUUUGUGACGAUGCGGACGAUUGUGGAGACGGAAGUGAUGAGCUUCUUCAGUCCUGCCGAGAGAAGUCGUGUUUGCCGGGGCAGUUCAGCUGCGGCGGGCGUCUGAAUCAGUGUGUGUCCACCAGAUGGCACUGCGACGGGAAGACCGACUGCGAGAACGGCGCAGACGAGCAGGGCUGCGCGCUGAAGAACUGCACGGAUGGGGAGUUUCGCUGUCGUAGCGGUCAGUGUGUGUCGCAGGCGUUCGUCUGCGAUGAGGAUUCGGACUGUGACGACGGCAGCGAUGAGGACUCGUGUCCCGUGCCCACCUGCGGCCCCGGCUCCUUCCAGUGCAAUAACUCCGUGUGUGUGCCUCGGCUCUGGGCCUGCGACGGGGACGCCGACUGCGCCGACGGGUCCGACGAGUGGCUCCAGAACUGCCCGUCCGGGGCGGGUCCGAAACCGGCGCCGGCCUGCAGGGGUCACGAGUUCCCGUGUGGCAGCGGAGAGUGUGUUCACGGCAGCUGGAGGUGCGACGGAGGCUUCGACUGCAGCGACCACUCAGACGAGGACAACUGCACUUCGCCCACGUGCCGCCCGGAUGAGUUCCUCUGUAGCGACGGCGUCUGCAUCCCAGGACAGCGUCAGUGUGACGGGAACCCUGACUGCCGGGAUCAGAGCGAUGAGAUGGACUGCGUCACGGUGAACAGGUGCGAGGAGCCAAGCCGCUUUAAGUGUAGCAGUGGCGAGUGUAUCAGCGCAGACCAAGUGUGUGACAGUCAGACAAACUGCAUCGACGGGUCAGAUGAGCCUACCAUAGACUGCAACACUAACGAGUGCCUCAUCAACAACGGCGGCUGUUCUCACGCGUGCAACGACCUGAAGAUCGGAUACGAAUGCUUGUGUCCGACAGGAUUUCACCUGAUCAACCGCACGCACUGUGAAGACGUGGAUGAGUGUUUGGACGCUGACAGAUGCUCUCAGAUCUGUGUAAACCUGCCGGGCAGCUUCAAGUGUGACUGUAAUGAAGGAUUUGAGAUGGAUCACAUGACCAAAGACUGCAAAGCUCUUACAGGAUCGGAAGCGUUCCUGCUCUUCAGCACGCGUCACGAGGUGAGGAAGCUGGCGCUGGGCAGCAGGGAAUACACGUCCCUGAUCCGCCAGCAGAAGAACGUGGCGGCGCUAGACGUGGACAUCCCCAACGACAGGAUCUUCUGGUCUGACGUGAGCCAGAGAAAGAUCUACAGCGCCGCGACUGCUGACCCCGCCCACCAAACCACUGUGAUUGACAGCCAGAUCUCCAGGCCCGAGGGUCUGGCUGUGGACUGGAUCCACGGGAACAUCUAUUGGACGGAUGGCGAGCUGCAAACCAUCUCUGUGGCGACGGCGGACGGCGGGAAACGCAAGACGCUAAUCAGCGACGGCCUGCAGAAUCCUCGCGCGAUCGUCGUGGAUCCUCAGCACAAUUUCAUGUUCUGGACGGACUGGGGCGAGUCGGCCCGGAUUGAGAAGAGCGGACUGAACGGUGCCGAUCGGACGGCUCUCGUCACAAACAACAUCGUCUGGCCGAACGGCAUCACGCUCGAUGUGGUGAAUCAGCGUCUGUACUGGGUCGACUCAAAGCUACACACGCUGUCCAGCAUCGGAGUGAACGGAGGCGGGCGGCACACGCUGAUCUUCAACCCACAGAAGCUGCCGCAUCCGCUGGCGCUGGCCGUGUUUGAGGAGAAAGUCUUCUGGACCGACGCGUCCAAUAGCGGCAUCUGGAGCGCGAACCGCAUGACGGGCCGAGACAUCACUGCUGUGGCCGAACAUCUGCAGUCUCCUGAAGACAUCGUGCUGUAUCACAGUCUGAAACAGCCUACAGGAAGAAACUGGUGCAGGGAAGCGGCUUUGGUCAACGGCGGCUGUGAGUUUCUGUGUCUGCCGGCGCCGCUGAUUAACGCACGUUCACCCAAAUACACGUGUGCUUGUCCUGAUCACAUGACCCUGGGCGAGGACAUGAGGACGUGUGUGUCAGGUCCGAACGCCACAGCGCCCCCUCAGGUGACGUCGAGAACUGCAAGCAGAACAUCUGUGCCGUCUCAACAUCAGAGCGGAGACGCCACACAGACGGGCUCUCGCAGGGGAGCGGAUGCAGAACAUGAGCCGGUCUCCAGCCCUUCCCAGCAUCCCACAGUCCUGUUCAUCGCCUUUCCAGUCGUGGCCGUGUGUCUGCUGGCGUUCGCCGCUGUGAUGGUUUGGAGACACUGGCGUGUGAAGAACACCAACACCAUCCACUUCUCCAACCCGGUGUAUCAGAAGACCACCGACGACACGGUCCACAUCUUCAGGAGCCCCAGCCUGGACGGGUACUCGCAUCCAUCGUGUCAGAUGAUCAGCAUGGAUGAAGACGCCGCCUGACGCUCCUCCAGAAACACUGUAAACGCUGCUGUGAAACUGAAGGACUCGUCCUGAUGUGCCUCGUGACUCCAGGAUCAAGCCUUUUCAUGUUAAACAUCAUGAGGAAUGAAGACACACACACACACACACACACACUCGUAUCUAAUGAAUGUUCAUCGCUCUUCCGCUCGAUGUCAGGAGAGUGUAUGAGACUCGUGGCUUUGCACACUCCAAACACGCGCUUUUAAGAUCCAGUUAUUGAAGGUAUUACCACUUUUUUUUUUUUACAUUUACUGUAAACGAUCCUUGUAAAUAUGGAUGAUUAUGUAAAUGUGGAGGGACGGGUGUCUCUCUUCUUGCACUAUAUAUGUUCUCUGUCACGUAGGCUUUAUUUAUUUCUCUCUCACAGACACACUUGAACGAUCCUUUGUCUCAGUUUUUAUAAAUGCACAGCGCUGCUUUAGUAAUAAGAGCGAUUCGUUCGCUUCUGUAGGGCCUUAAACCAGCGAACGUGCCUGAUGUACAGCAUGAUGUGUCGUAGUGUUUGAACGCACAGAAUUCCCCAUGAUGCCUUUGAACCGGUCCUCAGGGUCUGUGAUUCAGGUGACCUCUGACCUCAGCU